This is a messenger RNA of Dreissena polymorpha, 1890 nucleotides long. RefSeq names its product von Willebrand factor D and EGF domain-containing protein-like. The coding region runs from base 250 to 1734 and encodes 494 amino acids. NCBI's taxonomy places the organism in Eukaryota, Metazoa, Mollusca, Bivalvia, Myida, Dreissenidae. The record is from RefSeq and is a predicted model, not a curated record. The transcript has 11 exons.
ACAAGAAUUCCACUGCCAGACGAAACACCACCAGAUAUAUCAAACCUCAAACUCAGUAUAAACGUGGAAGUUAAACGACCAAACGGUGAUAAUGAGCUUCAGUUUUACUGUGACUUCAACCCGAGUAUCAACACAGAUUACUAUUACAAAGUAGCAUGGGCAAUCUCCCAGAGCUCAGUUUCAACCCACGAACUUCAUCGUUCAGGACCAGUCAAAUAUAUAAGCCAAGAUGAUUUCCGGCAGAAAACCAUGCUGACAGAAUCACACUUGAAGACGCCAAGAAAGUUCGGAUUAGGAGUUAAUAUUGUUUGUUCUAUUACGGCUACAACAGAACCCACGUCCUCGGAAAGCGUCCCUGUCAUUAGUCCUGAAAAGUUCUUAGGCAUUCGAGCAUUAAACAGUUCAAGUCACGUGCAUAUUACAAAUCAGAUGGUAGCUGACGUAUAUUACGAGCUUACAGUUCCAUUUGGGUGUCCGGAAGGGCAUGACGAUGAUUCACAUUGCUAUUUAGAUGCGACGCUGUUUAUUCCCCAAACCAGCACUACCUGUAACAAGCCAGAUAUCAUCCACAGCAACAGUGAGGUCAAUUCAUGCGGUCUACGCUUUUACCGAUCUGAUGUCGGAAAACCAAAGAAACUACAGGUCCAGCCAAAGUUCCCAACGUCAACCGUUCAAUUGAGUCAGCCGAUGACACUGGUCUUGACAACCGUUGAGAACGAAGCACAUUUAUUUUUCAGCGAUUAUUCCGUGGAUAAAAUGCAGGUCACUGUGUCAACGGAUCAAACUGUUCUUAAUAAUAAAUAUUGCUACGCAGUGUGUGACCCUCAUAUGUUCACAUUCGACGGACUUCCGUAUGAAAACCAGAACGCCGGGACGUUUGAUCUGUACAUACACCAGGAAUACAAUCAGAGAGUACAAAUUGAGACAAAGUCGUGUAGCAAUAAUGGACGGUCACCGUAUUGUGUAUGCGGUGUAGCCGUCCAAGCCGGAAGUGACGUAUUUGUUCUAAGCACGUGCAACAAUCGUUUACUUGACGUUAGGUUUGUACAAUGUGGUGACAGAAUUCUCCAGCAGAAGGUGAACGAGAUAUCAAAGACGCACUACCGCGUUACUUUACCCAGCGGAACCUAUGUCGAUAUACAUCUGGUGGGUGAUUUUAUGAACGUCUACGUCUACCCUUCGGUGGCUGAUUUUAAGAAAACAUCUGGCUUAUGCGGCUUGUUUGAUGGAACAACUAACAAUGAUCGUCUCAACAGGCCUGGUUCUAACGACUCUGAUCCAAACAUUAGCUGGAUGGUGAAAGAACCUGAAAGUCUGUUCAACGAAAAUGUCGGUUUGCUGCCAUGGGAGGAUCGCUAUCGUUUCUGCACAUGUAACGAACGAAACUCAAACAAACCCGUAAACAUCGCUACUUGCGAUGCAACUUUAAAGAAAACCUGCGAUGCCAAACCAAUGUUCACAGACAGAUGUGUGAAUAAACGCAGAAAAAGGAGAGACGCAAAUGGCAUAUAUCGACCGACGGACGAGGGUGACUUACAUAAAACUGUGCAACUUGCGUUUGUAUCUAACAACCAGGACUCGUUCAUGGGACGGAAGAAAAGGUCAAUAAAACAUUACACAGAGGAGACAGCAAGACAAGAUUGCAUGCAACUGAUGAAUACCACUGCGUUCCAGAGAUGUUCUAAAUGUGCCAGGAUUAGACUUCACAUCGACAAUAAACGACUGCGUCCUUGACGCUCAGAUAACAGGCACAAUGGAUUGGACAAUGACCCACUUGGAAACAAUCAAGUCGUUCUGCAUUCAACAAGUCAACAUUCAAAAGUUACCACCGAAACAAGACUUGGUCGGAAUAACUGUCACCAUUAACGGAAUCUCAUAUUCCAACCUAUC